UUGUGACCAGAGUCCCGGACGCUUGUGGCGGCGGCGCCACCAUGGCGGUGCGACAAGCGCUGGGCCGGGGCCUGCAGCUGGGUCGAGCGCUGCUGCUGCGCUUCACGGCCAAGCCUGGCCCGGCCUACGGCUGGACGCGGCCCGAGCGGCCCGGCCCGGCAGCGGGCUGGGGCCGGGGAGAGCGCCCUGGCCGGGCGGCGGGGCCCGGCGCGGAGCCGCGCAGGGUCGGGCUCGGGCUCCCCGACCGCUACCGCUUCUUCCGCCAGUCGGUGGCUGGGCUGGCGGCGCGGCUGCAGCGGCAGUUCGUGGUGCGGGCCCGGGGCGGCGCGGGCCCUUGCGGCCGGGCAGUCUUUCUGGCCUUCGGGCUUGGGCUGGGCCUCAUCGAGGAGAAGCAGGCGGAGAGCCGGCGAGCGGCAUCGGCCUGUCGGGACAUCCAGGCGAUUUUUGCGCAGAAAAACAAGCUGGUGCCUGACCCGUUGGACACUAGACGCUGGCAGGGCUUCCAGCUGGAGGAGUACCUGAUAGGGCAGUCCAUUGGCAAGGGCUGCAGCGCGGCCGUGUACGAAGCCACCAUGCCUGCGUUGCCCCAGAAACUAGAAGUGGCAGAGAGCACCAGGCUUCUUCCAGGCAGAGGCCCAGAUGUCAUUCCACAAAGAGAAAAGGAGGAGCAAGCUCUGGGGGCCCCUGCCUUUCCCUUGGCCAUAAAGAUGAUGUGGAACAUCUCGGCGGGCUCUUCCAGUGAAGCCAUCUUUAGCAAAAUGAGCCAGGAGCUGGUCCCAGCUAGCCGAGUGGCCUUGGCCGGGGAAUAUGGAGCAGUCACUUACAGAAAAUCCAAAGGAAGUCCCAAGCAAUUAGCACCUCACCCCAACAUCAUCCGGGUUUUCCGCGCCUUCACCUCAUCUGUGCCCCUGCUGCCAGGGGCCCUGGUCGACUACCCUGAUGUGCUGCCCCCACGUCUCCACCCUGAAGGCCUGGGCCAUGGACGGACGUUGUUUCUUGUCAUGAAGAACUAUCCCUGUACCCUGCGCCAGUACCUUCGUGUGAACACUCCCAGUCCCCGCCUUGCCACUGUGAUGACCCUGCAGUUACUGGAAGGCGUGGAUCAUCUGGUUCAACAGGGCAUCGCACACAGAGACUUAAAAUCUGACAACAUUCUUGUAGAGCUGGACGCAGAUGGCUGCCCCUGGUUGGUGAUCACAGAUUUCGGCUGCUGCCUGGCUGAUGAGAGCCUUGGCCUGCAGUUGCCUUUCACCAGCUGGUAUGUGGAUCGGGGUGGAAACGGCUGCCUGAUGGCCCCUGAGGUGUCCACAGCCUGUCCUGGCCCCCGGGCUGUGAUUGAUUACAGCAAGGCUGAUGCUUGGGCAGUGGGAGCGAUCACCUACGAGAUCUUCGGGCUCGCCAACCCCUUUUAUGGCCAGGGCAGGGCCCACCUUGAGAGCCGCAGUUACCAAGAGGCUCAGCUCCCUGCACUGCCCAAGUCGGUGCCCCUAGAUGUGAGACGGUUGGUGAGGUCACUGCUCCAGCGAGAGACCAGCAAGAGACCAUCUGCCCGAGUAGCUGCAAAUGUGCUUCAUUUAAGCCUCUGGGGUGAACAUGUUCUAGCCCUGAAGAAUCUGAAAUUAGACAAGAUGAUUAGCUGGCUCCUCCAACAAUCAGCUGUUACUUUGUUGGCCGAUAGGCUUGCAGAGAAGAGUUGUGUGGAAACAAAAAUGAAGAUGUUAUUUCUGGCUAACCUGGAGUGUGAAGCACUCUGCCAGGCAGCCCUCCUCCUCCGCUCGUGGAGGGCUGCCCCGUGAUGGCUCUGCACACAGCUGGUAAAUUACUAAAAGAACUUAGUAGCAUCUGUGUCGUGAUGGUCUGUGAAUGCUGAGGGAGGGACUCCUAGGUGUGAGAGGGUGGGAGUCAGUGGACAAGAUGGCACAUAGAAGGCUGGUCAACCAGAGAGGGCCUCAGGUUUGGCAAAUGGAAGGGGGAACUUGGGUAGCAGAAGCACAGCCUUAAAUGUGUAAACCAACAAGGCUGGCUGUGUCCCAGUAAAGCUGGACACUGAAAUUUGAUUUUAUGUGUCACUAAAUAUUCUUUGAAUUUUUUUCAACUAUUUAAAAAUGGAAAAUCCAUUUUCAGCUAGCAGGCCAUACCAAGACAGGUAGCAGGCCAGACUGGCCCGCAGGCCAGACUGGCCCGCAGGCCAGUUUGCCAACCCCUGGUCUAGAUGAAUUUGAAGGGCUUAACUCUAACAAAUAAUGCUGACUAGGUCUCCUUGUGUAUCAUUGCUAAAAAUAAUGUAAGAUUAUCCCUGCAUACAAAUCCAAAGGAGUGCAUUCUCCGCACCAGGUGAGAAGAUACUCUCAGGUGCUGACCAAAAAACCCUGUCUUAACCCCCUGGUCUGUAGGUGUGGCUGAGCCAAGGAGGGUUAGACCUGCACUCCACAUCGUAAAGGGUCAGGCCAACGCAGGGGUUAUUACAGCAGAGUUUCACCGUGACAUUUGCCCCUAACAUGUGGACUGUGGCUCAUCUGAAAGAGGCAGACAUGGAUGGCAUCAGUCUGCAUGUGCCACCUGGGUUAAGGCAAACAUUUGCAUGGGUCAAUAUAUUCGGAUAUCAGAAUGAAAAAACAUCUAAGUGAGACCUGGGAGGUAGGGAGCACUUAAGUUAUGCACUCUGGAACAGCUCUGGUGUUUUUGAGAAAGCAUUUCCACAGAGCCCCUCCAGCUACUGAAUUAAUCUCUCAUAGCUAAAUUGACAGAUGAAAUGGAAAUUAACAAUGUGGUGUUUUAAACUUGCUGAUUUCCCUUUUGACUAGUUUUUACAGGAAUUGUGAAUUAUUAAAUGCAAAUUUGUAACUGCAGAAUAUG
Cynocephalus volans (Philippine flying lemur) is the source of this 2856-nucleotide messenger RNA. It is a transcript of the gene PINK1, whose product is annotated as PTEN induced kinase 1. The transcript is spliced from 8 exons. Gene Ontology annotation, biological process: protein phosphorylation; autophagy of mitochondrion; positive regulation of mitochondrial fission. Bases 42 to 1796 code for a protein of 584 amino acids. Gene Ontology annotation, cellular component: mitochondrion. Gene Ontology annotation, molecular function: protein serine/threonine kinase activity; ATP binding. NCBI's taxonomy places the organism in Eukaryota, Metazoa, Chordata, Mammalia, Dermoptera, Cynocephalidae. The record is from RefSeq and is a predicted model, not a curated record.